AUGACCAAUUGGGACUUCGAUGAACUGGACGAACUCGAAGCCAAGUGCCCAGGCCCUUGGCCAUGGCCCUCGGUUGAGCCGCAGAUCCAACAGAUUCCAUCAAAAUCACCACCCGGGCAUUUCAAGCCUCCUCCGGACGCACCACCGGAACGACCGGAGGUUUCGGGAGCGCACCGGAUUUUGGCCGCGAAGGGCUGGCAGGAGACAUUGGGAGUAAAGAAGAUUGAUGCUGCGGAGCUGAAGAAAGCCUAUAGAGAACUGGCCCUUUUGCAUCACCCUGACAAGGGUGGAACAGAUGGUGAGAUCUUCAAGCUUGAUGGCCUGAUUGCGGUAAAGCGCGCGGAAGAGCUGGCUCUCAAAGCGCAACCAGGGCAUUUUGCAGAGGAUGUGCAGGAGCGACAGUGGCCCUUGCAUCCGGCCGCGGCAAAGGUUCGCGUCCGGACUGCUGUAGAUCAGUGGGAGCAUGACUAUGACUUGGGGGAGGUGCCUUCUGUGCCCGAUGAUAUCCCGGAGGUGGGUGCCGAGCAGCUGGCUGAAUGGCUGAAACAUGGAACGGCUGUGGUGCUGGACUGCCGUGAGCGCAUCGAGGCCCAGUACGAACGCAGGACUCCGCUGGUACCUGGGGCGAUUCCCAUCAGCUUCGGGGACCUGCGUGCUGCACCAGAUUCUUUGUCCAGACACUUGGUGAGGCUUACUGAGAGCUCGUGCCAGGUAGUCACCUUCUCAACACAUGGGGGUACCACUGGAAACUGUGGCAUGUGCGCUGCUCUUCUGAUCGCCUGGUCCUUAGUCGGGCUUUUGCAGAAUCCCACAUGCGCUGGAGAUGGUGUGGAAGGCAGGCCCGUACUCUUGAGGGCAGCAUUGGGACCUGAGGAUGUUUUUGGGAUGAGCUCCGACCGCUUUUGGCGUUUGGAGGGUGGCCUUGACGACUGGAUUGCUUGGGCAGCACAAAUGUUCCGCGUGAGCAGCGAGCCUGUGAAGCGAAUCAAUGCGCAUUUGGGCAAUGUGGUGUAUGUCUCAGGUAAUCAGUGGGGGCUCCUGGACUUGGAGAAGGGUACAGCUCGUGCCUUCUCUUGCUACAAGUACCAGGGUCCUGGACUAUUGGAUGCUGUCACUGACACUGCAUCGCAGUCGAGAGUUCUCGCGGCGGAUGUGGAGGGAACCAUUUGGGUCUUCUCUGUGCGUGAGAAGCGGGACUGCAAGGUUGAGCACCGCUUCCCAGUCGGAACGACCCGAGCGCCGCUUUCUCUCUCAUCUAUCCGCGGCUUCCUCCUGGCUGUGGAGAAGUCCCGACACUCCAGAUCUGAGGUCACUGUUUUGAACAUGACCCACGUCGGAAAAGGCUGGGAUGAUCCUGCCAGAGAUGUCUCCCCCAUCUCAUGGAAGAGAAGCAGCCGCCCGCUGCGCGACUGGGCAGUGCAGAGGAGGUACCAAGAAGGUGAUCUCCUUGUAACUUUGUCCGAGGAUGGCAUGGAGAUCGAGGUCUUUGAACUCAUGAUGCAAGUCUACCAACCUCCUCCUUCAGACAUGCUCGGGAACUUCAAGCUGCCAAUCUUUGCAGCUGCCAUGGUCAUGGUGAUGGGUUACCAGUUUGUCAAGCAGAAGAGUCCCUUUGAGACAGGGGAGGACGUAAAAUCCUGCUCCCCAGAUGACUUGCAACAAUUGCUCGAGCACCUCAGUGAAGACAGUCGCAGCAAGCUUUUGGAUGCUCCUUGGCUGCUGCAGGCACUGCAGGUUGCAGAAGGUGCGGUGAGCCCAGCCAGCAUUCUUACAUCAUUCUGGAGGAAAAAGCUAGGACAAGAAGGCUCCACAGGCAUUCCGAUAGUCAAGGCAGCUGAUUUGGGCGUGAUCUCUCGCAGCGCGAAAAAGUUUGAAGGCAAAGGCGGCCAUGACCCCUGGUUUGGACCCACGGCCUUUACGGUCUUCGGUGAACGAUGGACCCUGGACGACUUUUUGGGUGCAGGUGCCUUUGGACAAAGCUACUUGGCCACUCAUGAGCCCACAGGGCAUCGCUAUGUGAUGAAAUUCUUGUCCAGAGACAAUGAUCGUGAGUUGAAGUUUCUCAAGCAGGCACCAUUUCAAGUCUUUCAGCAUCCCAAUGUGAUCACCUACGUGGGCUUGGCCACUCACAUUGGUCGAGGAUGCGAAUCCUGGAAUCCAGCCAGGCACAUUGUGGUCAUGGAGGCCAUCCCCAAUGGAGAGCUCUUUGAUCUCAUCACUGCAGAGGGGGCGGUCUUAACUGAUGGGACCAUGCGUAGGUUGGUGCAUGGCAUCAUAAAUGGAAUGGCGGAGCUUUGCAAGUAUGGGGUCACCCACAGGGACCUCAAGCCCGACAACCUCUUGAUCGACGAAAAUGGGCAGGUGGUCAUCAUCGACCUGGGUUGUGCCAACUUGGUGCAGUGGCUUCAUGAAGAUGAUGAAGGUGAAGAGGUUGGCAGUCCUGUGCGCAUCGCCGAAUUGAAAUCACAGGGUUCGAAAUUCAUGCGCGAGCAGACGGCUGCUGUUGGGACUGAUCUUUACCAUGCUCCUGAGUAUGGGAAAAAGAUGUAUGACAGUGAGAAGGCGGACGUUUUCACUGUGGGCAUCCUUGUCUUUCUUCUUCGGCAGCCCAUUCCACCCUUUCAUUCCUACUUUGGCGGUUUGAAGGUCAUCACGGAUGAGGGUGCUCCGGCCAAAUGGUGGAGCCACAAGGAAUUUCAGGCAUUUGCGGGAGACGAAGGUCUCAAGGACCUGAUCAACUGUUUGUGGGCCUUGACCCCGGAGAAGCGUCCGACCUUCCAGCAGCUUCAAGCUGCUAUGGCAGGUGACGAGGACAUCCUCGAGUUGUACCCCAAACUCCGUUGGCUCAAAGGCCCUUUGUCUGGGCCUUUGGAGUAUGUCCGUGAGAUUCGAGCACGAAGACCAAACCUCUCGUUGAAGUGCACCGGGGUGGUGGAGGCUUUGGCCCUCUACAAUCGAGGCUUUGAGUCGGCCGACGCCGCUUUCCAUGCGGCCAAUCAGAGUGGUUCUGGCAAACUUUCAGCCACAGAGCUCACUGCGAGCUUGAGCAAUCGGAACGGAGUCAUCACUGCCGAGAGUGUGGCAGAUUUGAUGAAUCGUUACAUGAGCAAGGAUUGUCAAGAAAUGACCCUUGAACAGUAUCGAGUCAUGGCAAAGGCCUGGGAGUUCGGUGGCCGGCCCAUUGUGCAUGACGUUGGGAAGAUGAACUCGAGACACUUUGCUUGGAGUCGACGCCAGAAUGGAUCCACCUUGGAACAGGAGAUUGCUGAGUUCACCUCGCAGGUGUCGAAGGCUUUCACAUCAGCAGGGUAUGCAGUGGAAAGCGUCUCCAAUGCAGUUGAUGCCAAGAACUAUGAGAACUCCUCGGCCUUCACAGUGAACAUGGGAAGCCAACUUUGCAGAUUGCGUGUCAGUACUUUCACCUUGGAGGAGAAGCUCAUUGUGCAAAGCAGGAGGUUAUGGGGAUCGUCCGUAGAAGAGCUCUUGAUGCUGCAGCAAAUGAACAACGACCUUGUGGAGAUCUGGGGCUCUCGCGUCUCGCCUCCCUCUUCCUUGGCUUGA
Messenger RNA from Durusdinium trenchii, 3561 nucleotides. Lineage: Eukaryota; Dinophyceae; Suessiales; Symbiodiniaceae. The record is from the annotation of a GenBank genome assembly.